Messenger RNA from Pocillopora meandrina, 1930 nucleotides. The record is from the annotation of a GenBank genome assembly. NCBI's taxonomy places the organism in Eukaryota, Metazoa, Cnidaria, Anthozoa, Scleractinia, Pocilloporidae.
AUGAUACCAGGGGAAAAUAUGUCAGCACAGAAUAGCAAUGCAAGCCCACCAGAGCUCAAUGUUACACUUCCAUUGAUGAGUGAUCUUCCUGAAACCUCAUUUGCUUGGAGCAAUGUUGAACUUCCUGUUGAUAUUCUUUUAUUAACAGCGGAGGACUGUGAGUUCUUAAGUUGCUUUGCUUACCUGAAGGAACCCUUUAAGAGUUACCACAUCAGUUCUGGCUAUGUGUACUUUGGGUGCAUGGGUGAUGAUCAAGGAAAGAAAAUGAAAAUUGCAUUGAUGAGGUGCUCCAAAGGUCCUGAUGUUCCUGGGGGUUCCUUGUCUGUUUCAAAAGAUGCCAUCUUGCUACUGAGACCCAAGGCUAUUUUUUCUGUCGGUGCCUGCAGUGGUUUGAACAGCAAAAAGGUCAAGUUAGGAGAUGUGGUUGUUUCAGCAAAGCUGAUAACAGCUGCACACAAAACUCCCCCCAGCAGAGAUAUUGGUAACCUGAUCAAACAUGUAGCUGAUGGGUGGAAGGCACCUUUACAAAAUGCUGAUGAAUAUGCUGCCAAAGUGCACUGUGAUGGAGUGGUUCUGAGUAUCUCAGAAGGAAAGAAAGAUAUAACUGGUCAACAUCCUGAAGCAAUUGCAGUUGAAAUGGAAGGUGGAGGUGAGAAUCAUAAUAAUUCAAAUAAUUGAUAAGCCAAGAAUUUUUGCACAUGUAGCAAAAGUGUUUUGAAAAACACUUCUCUGGCAUUGUCUCUGCUGGUACAAGAAAUAGCUUAUACCAUAUAACAUGCCCAGUUUGCAGGAAUUAUAUAUUGUGUAUUUAAAGUGAUUUGAUGUUUGGCAGGUGAAGGUGACUAAGACUUCUUCUGGAUAACUAAAUUGAAUGUGCUCCAUCAGGAUGUCAUGAAUUUUUUUAAAAUUUGUGGCAUGAAAAUUGUAAAAAGUAUUUUGUUAAAUAGUUUGAGAGCUGAGGAAUAGUAUCACAGUCCCUGUUAACCCUGAAACUCCCAUGGGUGACCAAGACAGAAUUUCUCCUUACAGUAUCAAUAAUUAUGAUAACAAGCAGACAAGUAAUGGGAAAAGGAAAAAGUGUGAAUUAGGGGAUUAUUGGUUGAUCCAAAACUAAAUUCUCCUAACUAACAUUAUAGGAAUUUUUAUGACAUACAUUAACCCUUUAAAUCCUAGAAGUGAUUAACAUGUAACUUCUCCCUGUAAUGUCCACACAUUAUCCAGCAAACAGUUGGUGAGAAUACUGAAACUCAUCAGUUACGAGUUAUUACCUUGAUCAAACAUCAAAUUCUUGUAACCAAUUUACAAGGAAAUGUGUAGCAGGUAGAAGGGAGAAUUGACAAUAAGAUCUUGGGAGUUUAAGGGUUAAAGAGAAUUACUAAAUAGAUCUUAAGUGUGAAAGGGUUAACUCUUACUGACAAAAGUUUGUCAUUUGAGAAAUGUUGAAAGUUACUUAUGAAACAAGACAAAGCCUGAAGAAUAAUUUUACAGUCUCAGUGUAAAUUUUUUUAAAUUACUGGUUGAAAACAAGUAGGUUUCUGUUCCAACUUAUGUCUUUCUGUAAUGUGCAUGUUUACAAGCAGCUAGAGUGUGAAUCUUUGUGAGCUUUGAUUGAACAAUUGCAUGUAUUUUAAGGAUGCAAAGAAAAUAAGCUUAUAAUAUAUAGUUAACAGACAUGAGUGUUUAUUUGUUUUGUUUUUCAGGAGUGUAUGCAGCAGCCCAUGAUUUUAAGACAGAAUGGGUGGUAGUCAAAGGCAUCAAAGACUUUGCAGAUGAAACACAGUCUCCAUGUAAGAAAUGGAAACAAAUUGCCUGUGUGAUGGCAGCAUCUGUUGUGGCCAACAUUUUGAAUGAUCCAGUCAUAUUCCAAGAUUGGCCUCACUUUAAUGCAGGUAUUUCUUCCUGUCUCAAUGUUCUCUUUUUACAAGGAUAG